AGAUGACAAAGGGGACUUCUUCCUUUGGUAAGCACCAGAAUAAGAUGCACACUUUGUGCCUUCGUUGUGGUUCUAAGGCAUAUCAUCUUCAGAAGUCAACACGUGGCAAAUGUGGAUACCCUGCUAAACGCAAGAGAAAGUUUAACUGGAGUGCAAAGGCUAAGAGACGCAACACCACUGGUACUGGUCGAAUGAGGCACCUAAAAAUUGUAUACCGCUGUUUCAGGAAUGGAUUCCGUGAAGGAACAACACCUAAACCCAAGAGAGCAGCUGUCGCAGCAUCUAGUUCAUCUUGAGGAUUCAGCUGUUUGUUAAAA
This is a messenger RNA of Gracilinanus agilis (Agile Gracile Mouse Opossum), 317 nucleotides long. RefSeq names its product 60S ribosomal protein L37-like. The transcript has a single exon. Gene Ontology annotation, cellular component: ribosome; cytosolic large ribosomal subunit. Gene Ontology annotation, biological process: translation. Lineage: Eukaryota; Metazoa; Chordata; Mammalia; Didelphimorphia; Didelphidae. The record is from RefSeq and is a predicted model, not a curated record. Bases 3 to 296 code for a protein of 97 amino acids. Gene Ontology annotation, molecular function: structural constituent of ribosome; RNA binding.